AUGCAGCCUUUCCAAAGAAGCGCACUGCGCUCAGCGCGCCGUAUACGACCUCAACUACAGAAGCAACCACGACGCUAUGCAGGCGACUCCCAAGGCGCGAACCCCGAGAACCUCAAGCCCGAAGGUGGACUGAACCAACAUCCCACCACCGAGUCCUUUGGCCCCACCUUCUACAUAGUCCUCGCCACAAUUCCGGCCUCCAUCGCCCUCUACCAAUUCACCCGGCAAGGCACAUCCGAGCAACCGUGGGCCACACGCUACAUAACGGAGAAAUACGCCGAAUACAAAGAUACAUUCCAGCGACGCAAUGAUUUCCAUACCAAGGCCGUGGAGCAAGCGGCGAGCGACAGGUUGAUCUUCUUGAAUGAGAGUCAGCAGGGUCCACGAGUGGUGGACCUGAGGUUUCCUGAAGCCUUCAACAUCGGAUCUCCUUGGAACGUCCCAGCCGGUCAAGGCAGCGCCAACAUAGACCACGUGAUUGCCAAGUACGAGAAGGAGGCUUACGAGGCGAAUGAGAAGAAGUUGCAGCAGGUACGGGUUAAUGCUGUGCCUAUUGAGCAGCCUCUGGGAGAGACUUUGAUCAAGGAUAAUCCGGCUUCGGGACCGUAUGCGUGA
Messenger RNA from Recurvomyces mirabilis, 615 nucleotides. RefSeq lists its product as uncharacterized. Lineage: Eukaryota; Fungi; Ascomycota; Dothideomycetes; Mycosphaerellales; Teratosphaeriaceae. The record is from RefSeq and is a predicted model, not a curated record. The transcript is spliced from 3 exons. Bases 1 to 615 code for a protein of 204 amino acids. Gene Ontology annotation, cellular component: mitochondrion.